AUGAGUACAGGCGCCACCCGAGGCUCCAACGAGCAAACGCCGCUUCUCGGCCGACCGAACGGAAAAAGUUCGGCUCCCACCAAGCUGAGGAAGCACAUGGCGGCAGACGUCAGCAAGAACUGGGCAGACCUCGUACUGCUGUUCUGCUACAUCAUUACUGGAUUGCUGGAUAGCUCGGCUGUUUUCAUCUGGGGCUCCUUCGUGAGCAUGCAGACUGCACUAGGAAACACCAUCUAUCUUGGUCUCGGAGUUAUCGCGCCAAACGAGGGCAUUCGUUGGAUCAAAGCGGCAACGUCGAUUGCGUCGUUCUGCUUUGGCUCUUUCGUCUUUGCUCGCUUUCAUCGGUACUUCACGCCGAGGAAACGAUGGGUACUCAUCGCAUCCUAUACUUUCCAGAUGCUCUUCAUUGUAGUAGCGGCGCUCAUCGUUACUUUCGACCGCGAGAAGUCUGGCGGUCUUAGUUGGCAGGUUCUGGUGCCCAUCGCCGUGGUCGCUUUCCAGUCCAGCGGACAGGCUGUGACGUCAAGAGCGCUGCAGUAUGCUGGCUUGACGAGCGUGGUCCUGACGAGCAAUUACUGCGACCUGUUCUCCGAUGCAGACAUCUUCAAACUUUCGAACGUCGAGAGAAAUCGGCGAAUUGCUGCGCCGACAUUACUGCUUCUAGGUGCCUGUCUUGGUGGAGUGUGGGCUCACACCGGCGUUGGCCUGGCUGGCGCUUUGUGGACAGCAGCCGCAUUGAAAGGCAUUGCUGUUAUUAGCCCCCAAUUCAAGUACCACCUCAAAAUGCUCCCUGACAAGUCAUUGCGCUUCAUCUCCCCCAUCGCAAAAUCCCUCUUCAACAAGAAAAUCACCGAUCUCCAAACCCUUCAGGCCCUCCUCCCCAACCACACCCUCGUAGCCUUCGACACCGAGGGCGUCAAACAGCAUUUCGAAGGUCGUCAGAUCGGCAGCCAGGACCUCAGCGAACUCGGCGUAGCCGUCUUCCCUCCCACCAAAACCCCUCUCUACUUCAUCUCCAACCUCACGCAAUUCUACGAAGACAGCGACUAUCGAAGCCUUCACCUCGGUUUGAUGACCGAAAAGACCGCCUCCGAAGCUGGUCCCAGAUUGAUAGACUUCUUGUCUGGCUUCAAAGGCGACAUGAUCCUCCUUGGCUUCAACAUGCACCAAGAAUGGCGCUGGAUCUCCCGCACCUGCCCCUCGUUCGCAGCACUAUUCACAUCAUGGUGCGAUGUACAGGAACUCCUUCCGCAGCUCGGGUCUCCACCAGGUCUGGCCAAGACGCUGAAAGCGAUGGGGAUAUGGGGCUGGACGAGCAUUCACCUGAGACACGGUGGCGCAGCGGAUGCAGUUAGGGUGCUGGCUGUUUUGUCUGGGUUGGUGUGCGGCGUGCCGAUUCGUGAAGACAGGGAACACAAGGAGGACAACGUGUCGAAAUACUGUCAUCUGCCCAAGAGAGAGUCGGUACGAGAGGCGCCUGGGAAGGUGCGUUUCCAUACGUGUCGGAUCAGUGCGGCGGAUGGAGGGAAAUUGCCGCUACAAACACCCAAUGGGCUUGCGGGGAUGUUUGCUGCGUAUGAAGGCUUGAAGGGUGUUGGGCUCAACUCUCGCACUCCAACGCUUGCACGCGCUCCAGUGAAGUACUGGUGGGUGUCAUUCCGUACGCGGGAGGGAUUGGAAAACUUCAAGCGUGAGGUUGAUGGGUCGGUGUAUGAGGACGCCACGCUGCGUGUUACGAUCGAAGUCAAGCCAGCCCAGCCCAGCGAGAAGUCGAAAUCGGGAGCAUCGAUAGAGAGGUGUAAAGCUCCGCGCGAUUUGAUUGACAUUGCGUUGGCCCUAGGUGCUGACAAUGCCAGGAACCUGCACAUGGAUGUCGACACACUCUAG
Messenger RNA from Parastagonospora nodorum SN15, 1887 nucleotides. RefSeq lists its product as hypothetical. The coding region runs from base 1 to 1887 and encodes 628 amino acids. The record is from RefSeq and is a predicted model, not a curated record. NCBI's taxonomy places the organism in Eukaryota, Fungi, Ascomycota, Dothideomycetes, Pleosporales, Phaeosphaeriaceae. The transcript has 5 exons.